Messenger RNA from Phragmites australis (common reed), 1310 nucleotides. Its product is annotated as MADS-box transcription factor 2-like. The record is from RefSeq and is a predicted model, not a curated record. Gene Ontology annotation, molecular function: RNA polymerase II cis-regulatory region sequence-specific DNA binding; protein dimerization activity; DNA-binding transcription factor activity, RNA polymerase II-specific. The transcript is spliced from 7 exons. NCBI's taxonomy places the organism in Eukaryota, Viridiplantae, Streptophyta, Magnoliopsida, Poales, Poaceae. Gene Ontology annotation, cellular component: nucleus. Gene Ontology annotation, biological process: positive regulation of transcription by RNA polymerase II. Bases 330 to 959 code for a protein of 209 amino acids.
GUAGACAAGACACAACACAAAGUACACAACGCCAUUAACCACAUCGAGUCCCUUCUCUGCUUUAGGCUUUUGCCAUCCACUCCAAUCCGCAAGCAAAGCAUACAGAGCACUUGCUGUUUCCGGCGCCUCGCUCUGAACAAACCUGAAAGCCCCCUCAUCACCAUUCCUCUUCCUCCCAUGGCGAUCUCCUUUACUACUCCUCUCCCACCACCUUCCCUCCCAACCGCACCACACCUGCACCACCAACCGGGCGGCUCCAGGCUUCAGUUCAAGAAGGGGAGAACAGGCGAGCCUUUCUUGGGAGGUUGCUGGAAGAAAGGGGAGGAAGGAUGGGGCGCGGCAAGAUCGAGAUCAAGCGGAUCGAGAACUCCACCAACCGCCAGGUGACAUUCUCGAAGCGCCGGAACGGGAUCCUCAAGAAGGCGCGGGAGAUCAGCGUGCUGUGCGACGCAGAGGUCGGCGUCGUCAUCUUCUCUAGCGCCGGCAAGCUCUACGACUACUGCUCCCCCAAGGCAUCGCUAUCAAAAAUCUUGGAGAAGUACCAGACCAACUCCGGAAAGAUACUGUGGGAUGACAAGCACAAGAGCCUUAGUGCUGAGGUUGAUCGUAUCAGGAAAGAGAAUGAUAACAUGCAGAUUGAGCUCAGGCACUUGAAAGGUGAAGAUCUAAACUCGCUGCAACCCAAAGAGCUGAUCAUGAUUGCGGAGGCACUUGAUAAUGGGUUGACGAAUCUGCACAAAAAAAUGAUGGAACACUGGGAAAGGCGAAUGAGAAACAAUAAGAUGCUGGAAGAUGAGAACAAACUGCUGGCCUUUAAACUGCACCAGCAAGAUGUCGUGCUGAGCGGCAGCAUGAGAGAUCUUGAGCUGGGGUACCAUCCUGACAGGGACUUUGCAGCCCAGAUGCCAAUCACCUUCCGCGUGCAGCCCAGUCAUCCCAAUUUGCAGGAUAACAAUUAGGCCUGCUGAAUCUCCCAUUCCACUUGCCGUUUUCAUCCGCCACUGGCUUGUAUGUCCUCAUGCAUUGCCAACUGUAUCUCUUUCUUCCAGUAUGUUUGGAUGAGCAUAUAAUGUGUGUCAGUGCAUGACAUUGCCGAUGCCGUCGAGCUGUAGUACAUGCUCUCAGCUGGUCUAGCUAUCCUCGUUCCAGAUGGCGCCAGCAGUGGAGCUGAAAGGUCAGUAACUUGGUACUGUAUGUUUGUGUAAUCAGUGCAUUUGUCAGACAGUUAAUAGUUUCUAUUCGCAACUAAAACAGUGAGACAAACCAUGAUGUAAUAUUUUGUUUGUUAAUGACAUCUAUUUGGCAUUUCA